Perognathus longimembris pacificus (Pacific pocket mouse) is the source of this 2110-nucleotide messenger RNA. RefSeq names its product PHD finger protein 7 (gene Phf7). NCBI's taxonomy places the organism in Eukaryota, Metazoa, Chordata, Mammalia, Rodentia, Heteromyidae. The transcript has 11 exons. The coding region runs from base 613 to 1764 and encodes 383 amino acids. The record is from RefSeq and is a predicted model, not a curated record. Gene Ontology annotation, cellular component: nucleus.
CUGCCGGUUUCCCUACGGUCCCCGUGGGGCCGCAGUCCUCGUGGCCCCGCCCCGGCUUGAGCCCUCGCCUCCUUCGCCCGCGCAGUCACCCCGCGGGGCGGCCGCCCGUGAAGUAGCGAUCACGGCUUGUGACAACGAAUAAGUUCCCUCGAUAGCGGCGCCCUCAGCAACAGCUGGGUGAGCAGCCCGGCCCGGGAGUGGCGGCCCUUACGCUACCGUGAGGAGCGAGCGGCGGAGGCGACCUCCAGCCCGGCCCCGCACCAGCCCCCCGGCCGGCGCGACAUGAGCCUGGUCUGGCAUCCACGGGAUGCUCCUUGAACCCCUUCUCCAGCUGUUACCUCUGGAGGACGGUUGUGGCCACACCGAUACGUAUUUUCCACAUAGAUCAUUCUUUAUUCUUGCGACCGCGGCGGAGCCGAAUACGUUAUUUUAAAUUUAUUCAGCAAGCACUUAGCCAGCCCUCAUCCAGAGAAACAACUUGGUAAGCUUUUCGAGGGAGCCCGGACGGCCUGUGGAAGUCACGUCCCUCGAAUGUUUUGGAAGUUGGAAGAGCCUAUAUUGUCCUCAUCAUAGUACAGAAGAAUCCAAGAUAGGAGAGAGAGGCAGCAACGGAUGAAGACGAUAAAAGAAAAGAAGAAGGAAUGCCAAAGACUGAGAAAAUCUGCCAGGACUAGAAGGGUAAUCCAGAGAAAGCCAUCUUCAGAGCCUGUUUGUCGACUAUGCCUUCGAGAACCUGGGGAUCCUGAGAAGCUAGGAGAAUUCCUUCAGAAAGACAAUCUCAGUGUGCAUUAUUUCUGUCUUAUCUUAUCUAGUAAGCUGCCUCAGAGGGGCCAAUCCAACAGAGGUUUCCAUGGAUUCCUGCCUGAAGAUAUCAAAAAAGAGGCAGCCCGGGCUUCUAGGAAGAUCUGCUUUGUGUGCAAGAAAAAAGGAGCUGCUAUCAGUUGUCAGAAGGACCAUUGCAUCAGAAACUUCCAUCUGCCUUGUGGCCAAGAAAGGGGUUGCCUUUCACAAUUUUUUGGAGAGUACAAAUCAUUUUGUGGAAAACAUCGCCCAACACAGGACAUCCAACAGGGGAAAUUGAGGGAGGAAAACUGCGUCUUAUGUUGUGAAGACUUAUCUCAAGCGAGUGUUGAAAACAUCCAGAGCCCAUGUUGUAGUCAAACUAUCUACCACCGCAAGUGCAUCCAGAAAUAUGCCCACACAUCAGCAAAGCAUUUCUUCAAAUGUCCCCAGUGUAACAACAAAGAAGAGUUUCCUCAAGAAAUGCUAAGAAUGGGAAUACAUAUUCCAGACAGAGAUGCUGCCUGGGAACUUGAACCAGGGGCUUUCUCAGAGUUAUACCAGCGCUAUCAGCACUGUGAUGCCCCCACCUGCCUGUAUGAACAAGGCAGAGACAGCUUUGAAGAAGAAGGGAAGUGGUGCCUCGUUUUGUGUGCUACGUGCGGAUCCCAUGGAACCCAUAGAGAUUGCUCCUUUCUUAGAUCCAACGGCAAGAAAUGGGAAUGUGAGGAGUGUUCACCUUCUCCUUCAGCCGCAGUCUAUGUACCUGAAAAUUCAAAUGACAUCCCCUGCUGCAGCAGCACCUUCCAUCCCCAGGAGCAAUUCUACAGAGAUUCCAGCCCGGGAGAAAAUCCAGGCUCUUGUUGGAAUGAUUGGCCAGGACCUUCCUUGGUUGAAAAUCCAGAGUCCUCUGGUGGCAGGAGGAACCAUUCCUGGCAGUCCAAGGGAAUCAAAGUUCCUAAGAGCUGCAAAAAAUCCCAGUAACAGCUUCUGAGUAGUUGCUGCCAAGCACAGUUGGGUACGAAGUAGCACUCCUCCAUUGGGUAUUGGGGAAGGAGGGAACAUUUUGGGACUGUGAGACAGGGAAAGAGGGCCUGCAGUGAGACUAUGAGCCAAGCAAAGAAGCCCCAGGAGAGCGGGAGGGAAGAGCAGAGGCAAGAUGCCAACAGCCAGAUGUAUGUGUGGCUAUGAGAGUGCCUUUGCUUGCUCUUCCCAGUUCUCUUUAUUCCACCAAGAUUCUUCCACCUUAAUCUGGUUCUCAUAUGCCUCUUCUUACUUCACUCAUGCUUGUUAUUUUGCAAAUAAAAGUUUUCUCUCCGUUGAUGUCUCC